Messenger RNA from Leptonychotes weddellii (Weddell seal), 3316 nucleotides. The record is from RefSeq and is a predicted model, not a curated record. NCBI's taxonomy places the organism in Eukaryota, Metazoa, Chordata, Mammalia, Carnivora, Phocidae.
GAACUACAAUUCCCAGAGGGCAGUGCGAUCGAGCGUCUCGGGCGGCCUUCGAAGGGGUUUUUCUAGUUUCAGCGUGCGGGGGGAUCUCCCAGCCGGAUGUAGUGUACUGUCCUGGCGGGAGGGGCGGCCCACUGGGGGUCGUGCCUCCUGGAGCCGUCCCCGGGACGUGAGUCCUGGAGGAGGCGAGGGGUGCUCCAGGCGUUGAGAAGACUAUGAACAGGUCAGAGAACUUGUUCUUUCCUGGCUCCUCAUUAGCAUCCCAAGUUCAUGCUGCAGCUAUUAAUGGAGAUAAGGGUGCUCUUCACAGGCUCAUCAUAGGAAACUCUGCCCUUAAAGACAAAGAAGAUCAAUUUGGGAGGACACCACUUAUGUAUUGUGUGUUGGCUGACAGACUGGAUUGUGCAGACGCUCUUCUGAAGGCAGGAGCAGAUGUUAAUAAAACUGACCACAGCCAGAGAACAGCCCUCCAUCUUGCAGCUCAAAAGGGAAAUUAUCGUUUCAUGAAACUCUUACUUACACGCCGAGCAAACUGGAUGCAAAAGGAUCUGGAAGAGAUGACCCCUUUGCACUUGACCACCCGGCACAAGAGCCCUAAGUGUUUGGCACUUCUGCUGAAGUUUAUGGCAGCAGGAGAAGUGGACACACAGGAUAAAAACAAGCAAACAGCUCUGCACUGGAGUGCCUACUACAAUAACCCUGAGCACGUAAAGCUGCUUAUCAAGCAUGACUCCAACAUUGGGAUUCCUGACGUCGAAGGCAAGAUCCCACUUCACUGGGCAGCCAACCACAAGGACCCAAGUGCUGUUCAUACAGUACGAUGCAUUCUGGAUGCUGCUCCCACGGAGUCUUUACUGAACUGGCAAGACUACGAGGGUCGGACACCUCUUCACUUUGCAGUCGCCGAUGGGAAUGUGACAGUGGUUGAUGUCUUGACCUCAUACGAAAGCUGCAAUAUAACAUCUUACGAUAACUUAUUUCGAACCCCGCUGCACUGGGCAGCCUUACUAGGCCAUGCACAGAUCGUCUAUCUCCUUUUAGAAAGAAAUAAGUCUGGAACCAUCCCAUCCGACAGCCAAGGAGCAACACCCUUGCACUAUGCAGCUCAGAGUAACUUUGCUGAAACAGUUAAAGUAUUUUUAAAACAUCCUUCAGUGAAAGAUGAUUCAGACCUCGAAGGAAGAACAUCCUUUAUGUGGGCUGCUGGAAAAGGCAGUGAUGAUGUCCUUAGGACUAUGCUCAGUUUAAAAUCUGACAUUGAUAUUAACAUGGCAGACAAGUAUGGAGGUACAGCCUUACAUGCCGCUGCCCUUUCUGGCCAUGUCAGCACCGUGAAGCUACUGUUGGAAAAUAACGCUCAAGUAGAUGCCACCGAUGUCAUGAAGCAUACUCCACUUUUCCGAGCCUGUGAGAUGGGACACAAAGAUGUGAUUCAGACACUUAUUAAAGGUGGAGCGAGGGUAGAUUUAGUCGAUCAAGACGGACACUCUCUUCUACACUGGGCAGCACUGGGAGGAAAUGCUGAUGUUUGCCAGAUAUUGAUAGAAAAUAAGAUCAAUCCAAACGUGCAAGAUUACGCAGGACGAACCCCUUUGCAGUGUGCUGCUUACGGCGGCUACAUCAACUGCAUGGCAGUGCUCAUGGAAAAUAAUGCAGACCCUAACAUUCAAGACAAAGAGGGAAGAACAGCUUUGCACUGGUCCUGUAACAAUGGAUACCUUGAUGCCAUUAAAUUACUACUAGACUUUGCUGCUUUCCCUAAUCAGAUGGAAAACAAUGAAGAAAGGUACACUCCCCUGGACUACGCUUUGCUGGGCGAGCGCCAUGAAGUGAUCCAGUUCAUGUUGGAGCACGGCGCCCUGUCCAUCGCAGCCAUACAAGACAUCGCUGCCUUCAAAAUCCAGGCGGUCUACAAAGGGUACAAGGUCAGAAAAGCCUUCCGCGACCGGAAAAAUCUCCUCAUGAAGCAUGAACAGUUGAGGAAAGAUGCCGCUGCCAAUUCCUCUCUUAGGUCACUUGGGCUCACUCAUGUGGCCGAUGGAACUAGAAAGUCCAAGAUGGCUUCCUUUACACGUGUGGCCAUUGGCCGAGGUGUCUCAGAUCUCUUCUACAUGACCUUGCAUCCUCCAGGAGAAUCACCCAGAGAACAGUCUAAAGGCCGAUCUGCCUGUGUCCACUUCCGCCCCAGUGAAGGCAGUGAUGGAAACAGACAUCCAGGAGUCUCCUCUGUUGAGAAGGCCAGAGGUGAGACAGUUGGUGAGCAGCAGUGUGACAAGGGGAAAGGCUUCUUGAAGCAGCCUUCCUGUAUCAGGGUGGCUGGGCCAGACGAGGAAGGAGAGGAUGCCAGUUGGGCAGCUGCAAGCCUUCCACGGCAGGAUGGCCCCCGGAAACCCAGCAGGCGGCAGGACACAGCACCCAAGGCCAAAUAUGCCUCCCAGAAAAGACGAGUUCAAGAGCUCCGAGGAGGAAGGCACUCCCCGGCUGGUUCUAGCCGGCCUGGCAGUGCCAAGGGGGAGGUGGUCCAUGCUGGGCAGAAUCCUCUCCACCAUCGAACAUCAAGAAACAAAAUGACACAGGACAAGCUCGCAGGAGGCAUCCGCUCAGACUUGCCACAGAACACAGAGGUGUUGAGGUCAGGAGUCAGGAAGUCGGGAACAUCCACCCUGUGGGAGGACACUCAGAUAUCCAAGGAGACUGAUCCAGCACCUGGUCCCCUCUCUGGGCAGAGUGUGAAUAUUGGCCUUCUCCCCGUAGAGCUGCGGCUGCAGAUAAUCCAGAAAGAAAGAAGCAGGAAAGAGCUGUUUCGCAAAAAACACAAGGCGGCAGCAGUCAUCCAGCGGGCCUGGAGAAGCUACCAGCUUAAGAAGCACCUGUCCCACCUUCUGCAGAUGAAGGAGCUUGGAGCCAGAGAUGUGGACAGAUGGAACCAAGAGUGCCUGGCACUGCUGCUCCAAAUUUGGAGGAAGGAACUGGAACUAACCCCCCCAAAAACCACUGCAGUAACCAGGACCACCAAGAGUUCAUCCAAAAGCAGCUCAGGCACAAAGUCCACCAGGCACUCGGUACUCAAGCAAAUCUAUGGUUGUUCUCAAGAAGGGAAAGUACCUCAUCCCACAAGAUCUUCCAGAGCUCAUUCUGUGCUACGUCUCAAUUCAGGUAAGGUAGCCAAUGCACUGGCAAAACAGAUUGGGGAGAUGAUGUGGGGAAGCAUUUGCCUUGUUUCAUCCCCAAAGGUGGAAGAUAAUACAACAGAUUGCCAGGGGUUUCCAAUGGUCAUUUGAUUUGAGGUGUGCAUAUUUUUCAUUCCCCUUUCAUGGAA